AUGCAGCUGAGAAACCACAUUUUUCUAUAUUUCCUUUUCCUACACUUCAUUCUGAUAGUUUCCACACAAAAAUCGGAUCCAAUUCGAGCAGGUGGCAAGAAUUUCAGUGUCAUCCCGUCGAAUGGAACCCAGAGAAACGUGUGCGAGUCACUUUUCGGAGUGGGACAAGAGUCAUUGUCAGCGAUCGCCUCUCCAAACUAUCCUCAACUCUAUCCACCGAAUCAGGAUUGCGUCCGAGUCAUUCAAGCGAGUCCUGGCUAUGAUAUCGUCGUGAAAUUCAACUUUUUCUUUCAAGUCGAAGGUGCUUAUGGAGUGAAAAGCGGUAAAAUCGAGUACGACGAGUUGUGCCCAAAUGAUUUCGUGGAGUUCCGCGAUGGGCGCUACGGAUUUUCACGAUUGAUUGGACGUUUUUGUGGAAACGAGAUCCCACGCGAAGAGAUCAGAGCGAUCACUGGUUUUCUUUGGAUCCGUUUCCAUUCCGAUGAAUUCCUGCAAUACAAAGGAUUUCACGCAAGCUACGAGAUGGUCCGCGCAUCCGUACAGCGCCCGCUUGACGGGGUAAAUGAGUGCCACUUCGAGGUGCACAACGCGUUAGACGGAUGGAUCGAUUCACAAGCUGUUCAACAUGUUCGACAAGGUGCCGGGGAAUUGGAAUGCGUUUGGCGAGUGGAGAUCCCAAGAAAUCUCUCGAUAUCCCUCUUCUUCAUCGAUUUCGAUUUGGCUCAUCCAAAUCAUUGCGAGGAUAAUUUCGUCGAGGUAUUUGCCGGCACAACUGGGACACCGAUUCGCAGAUUCUGCGGCCUAAGCGCUUCGAACAUUUUCUCAUCGAGUUCGGUUCUCUUUUUGCGACUCCGUUUAGCAUCGGCUCGUUUAUUGAAAGAAACUCGAGUGCGAGCGUUGUUUUCAUCGUAUAAAAAUGACAAAAAUUGCUCCCUACUGGGGAUGUUCUCUUGUGGUGACGGGAAAUGCAUUCCUCGAUCACUCAUUUGCAACAACAAUCACAAUUGUCCGUAUGCUUUCGACGAGACACAGUGCAGAGGCAUCGCCAGUCCAGCUCUCACCGCGCUCCUCUCUUCCGGCUACUUUCCCCUCAUAAUGCUCAUCGUUUUGGUCUUCAUUUCGGUGGUUUCUCUGUACAUCUGGAGUUUCCACUCGUACCUUUGCAACCUUUGCGGAACGAAGAACAAGAUGCAACGACUUCACGAAGCACCCGAGCAGAACGGGAAACUCAAAAAGGAGACUUCACUCAUCACA
This is a messenger RNA of Mesorhabditis belari, 1254 nucleotides long. NCBI's taxonomy places the organism in Eukaryota, Metazoa, Nematoda, Chromadorea, Rhabditida, Rhabditidae. The record is from the annotation of a GenBank genome assembly.